Messenger RNA from Cladophialophora carrionii CBS 160.54, 636 nucleotides. RefSeq lists its product as uncharacterized. Lineage: Eukaryota; Fungi; Ascomycota; Eurotiomycetes; Chaetothyriales; Herpotrichiellaceae. The record is from RefSeq and is a predicted model, not a curated record. Gene Ontology annotation, biological process: transmembrane transport. Gene Ontology annotation, cellular component: membrane. The transcript has 2 exons. Gene Ontology annotation, molecular function: transmembrane transporter activity. Bases 1 to 636 code for a protein of 211 amino acids.
AUGCCGGCUCUGAACUCUGCUGAGAAAGAAGUCAAACCUAUGGCGCCGUCUCCUAACGAUGAAGUCGGUACCCUCGAUGCCAAGGAGUCUCAAGCAGAAAACGCCCUGAUACGAAAGCUGGACUUGUACAUUAAGCGGAAAGAUUCAAAACGCGCGGCUGCGGUUUAUAUUGCAGUAACUCUCUCCGGUGCCUUCGGCGGCCGCUUCGCGUGGGUCCUGACGCAGAUCGAUGGCGUCCCCGGCUACGCUGGGUGGAGGUGGACCUUCUUCGUCGAAGGCGCCAUCUCAUCCUGUUUGGCAUGCGCAAACUCGUUUCUAUUUCCAAACGCUCCAGAAACAGCACGCUUUCUCAACCCGGAUGAAAAGCGCCUCGCCCAAUUCCUCGCCCGAUUCCGAAUCGAAAGCCAAGACAAGGACGUCCCGUUGAGAUGGUCCCAGGUCGUGGUGGCCCUGAAACCCCUGAUUUGCUGGUUGUCUGGUUUCAUCCAACUCUGCGCCGGUGUCUACUACCAUCCCUUGUCAAUCUUCCUCCCGACUAUCCUCACCCGUCUUGGCUACGGUUCCCUGCAGACGCAGUACCUUACCAUUCCAGUCUACCUCUUUGCUACGGUGAUGUGUUCUUCUAUGCCUGGUUAG